Cornus florida is the source of this 2628-nucleotide messenger RNA. RefSeq lists its product as uncharacterized. NCBI's taxonomy places the organism in Eukaryota, Viridiplantae, Streptophyta, Magnoliopsida, Cornales, Cornaceae. The transcript has 2 exons. The coding region runs from base 50 to 2410 and encodes 786 amino acids. The record is from RefSeq and is a predicted model, not a curated record.
UUGACUGAAAGAGCUAAAAGUGAAAGAGAGAUAUAAUAACAAAUUAAAAAUGAAUCAUCAAUCACCAUUUUCAUCUUCAACCUCAAUCCCUUUAUUCUCUGCGUUCUCUUCGUCAUCUUCGACCCAAUACUCACCAACGUCAUUAUCUUCCUCGCAAUUCUCAUUCCCUUCGUUGAACCCUAACUCAUCCUCUUCGUCGUCUUCUUCAACUUUUGCCUUUGCUUUCACUUCCCCCUCCUCGUCUUCUCCCUUCGCAAACCCUAACCCUAGCUUCACUUCCGCUCCUUCCUUAGGCUUUGGGUUGUCCACUUCUUCUUCUCCAUUUUCGGUUUCUGCGACGAGCACGGCCGAUCCGCUUCUGUUUGGGACGAUUUGGGGGUGGGUAUCAUCGUCUCCCUUACCCAAUUCUGAUCUAUUCGGAUCUUCUUUGUUUCCGGAUUCCACUAACCGAACCAUGUUUGGACCUGCUUCUUUUGGUCCUAGGUCUCCGUUCGGAUCAUCUUCUGCCAACUCUGUUUCUACUGGUGCUUCUUUAGGUCCUACGGCUCUGUUCGGAUCAUCUUCUGCCAACUCUGUUUCUACUGGUGCUUCUUUAGGUCCUAGGUCUCUGUUCGGAUCAUCUUCUGCCAUCUCUGUUUCUACUGGUGCUUCUUUAGGUCCUACGGCUCUGUUCGGAUCAUCUUCUGCCAACUCUGUUUCUACUGGUGCUUCUUUAGGUCCUACGACUCUGUUCGGAUCAUCUUCUCCCAACUCUGUUUCUACUGGUGCUUCUUUAGGUCCUAGGUCUCUGUUCGGAUCAUCUUCUGCCAACUCUGUUUCUACUGGUGCUUCUUUAGGUCCUACGACUCUGUUCGGAUCAUCUUCUCCCAACUCUUUUUCUACUGGUGCUUCUUUAGGUCCUACGACUCUGUUCGGAUCAUCUUCUCCCAACUCUGUUUCCACUUGUGCUUCUUUAGGUCCUAGGUCUCUGUUUGGAUCACCUUCUCCCAACUCUGUUUCUACUGGUGCUUCUUUAGGUCCUACGACUCUGUUCGGAUCAUCUUCUCCCAACUCUGUUUCUACAGGUGCUUCUUUAGGUACGGGUUCGAUUACUACGACCCUGUUCGAAUCAUCUUCUCCCAAUUCUGUUUCUACUAGUGGUUUUUCAAGCUUGAUUUGGUCUGGUUCGUCUUCUAGACCUUCUUCAACCUUGUUUGGAUCAGAUUCUUCGUCAUUGUUUUCAACUGUCACGACCAACGCCUGUGUGGCUACAACAACCUCUUCUUCGUGGCCAGCAUAUCCUGCUUUUUGUCCGAGUUAUUCUUCAUCCUCGACUACUACUGCUUCAGCAGCUUCAGCUACUAGCACAGCUACUUCAUCAGCCACUGCUGGUUCUUUUUCGAGUUCUGGUACCAGCAGUUCACCUGAUUCCUCCGGCGUUACUUCAACAUUGCAAUCAGCUGUUUCUCCUCUGUUUGGAACCCCCUCUUCCUUGUCUGGAAGUUGUUCAGGGUGUUCUGCUAUUUCUGUCAGGGCAGGCUUAGUUGAUGAAGAGGAAAAGGUUGUGUGUGAGCAAGUGAAGAACAGAGUAGUAAAGCAGUCAAUAGUUCAAACUGCCAGUCAUGGGGCUGGGGAGGACGAGCUUCAAAUAGUGAGGCAAGAUCAGGAUGAGAAAGGGGAUGUCUGGGAGGGUGUUGAGACUACAAUAGUGUCUACUACCGGGACCAGCUUGGAUGUAGUUGAGGUGGUGACCUUUCCAAUGGUAGUCUCUGCUGAGGCUGUUGUGCCGAUGGUGCCAACAGUAGAGGCUACCAUAGUUACCACAGGAACCCCAGAGGUAGAGUCUGUAGUUCCAGUCAAUGUGGUGGUAACACCACCUGGCAAUAAGGUAGAAGUAGACCAAGAGGAGCCAUGUGAGAAUGCGUCUUCUGAAACUGGUGCUCCGGGGGAUACUCAGGGUUCCAUUGUAUCAGACAUGAAUGAGUAUACUCUCUCUCCCCAUAAUGAUUUUAUCAUCAAGAAAGUUUUUGCAAAGUGUGGUGACAUUACAUUAGGGAGCAUACUGAAGAGUACAGCUGCUAAGUCUGCAUUUUUGGAGUUGGUUGCUGAUGUCGUGGAUCGACUAUGCACCCAUACUCUGGACACACUAGAUUCAAAUGAAUUGCAGCUCAUACAGAAACAGAUAGCUGAUGCAGCUACGGUUGGGUAUAAUGUGGAGUGGUUGCAACAAAGGGUUGACAGAGUUAUUGCAGUUUCAAAACGCAAAGUACGCGAGAUGGAGUUGGAUGAGUUACGGCAACAGAUAGAUGCUGCAAGGAAAUCUCUUAUAGAAAUGGAGUUCCGACAAAUGGUUUUGACAGAGGAGUUACAUGCCAUUGAAAUAGAAGGGAGCAGCUUCAGUGGGUCUAAUCUAGGUGGAGGACUACUAUAAUGGGUGCAUAGGUGAAUGAAGGGAUAUUGUAAAUCAUUUGAUCUUUGUAUUUUUCCCUUUUUUUCUCUCUCCCUUAUAUAUAUAUAUAUCCACCGGUCUGUUUUGUGUCCUGUUCCAUAUAGGAAUGGAAAGAAUGAAAAGACGUACAGAAUUUUUCAUUAAUGAGGCUAAAUUUUGUUCCUCUUCUAAUCUUAAUUUUUGUUUUUAUUGUCUUCUAA